Messenger RNA from Empidonax traillii (willow flycatcher), 12317 nucleotides. It is a transcript of the gene FRAS1, whose product is annotated as Fraser extracellular matrix complex subunit 1. The record is from RefSeq and is a predicted model, not a curated record. The transcript has 73 exons. Lineage: Eukaryota; Metazoa; Chordata; Aves; Passeriformes; Tyrannidae. The coding region runs from base 1 to 12000 and encodes 3999 amino acids. Gene Ontology annotation, cellular component: membrane. Gene Ontology annotation, biological process: cell communication. Gene Ontology annotation, molecular function: protein binding.
AUGGGCGCCCCGAGCGCCGCCUGGGCCACGCUGAGCCUCCUCGCCGCUGCGCUGGCCGCCGCCGCCGCCUCCUCCUUCUUCCCCUCAGGUGCCUGUGUCUACCACGGCGUCUUGUUUGAGAAUAACACGGUGUGGAAGCCGGAUUCCUGCCAGGACUGCCGCUGCCGGAGCAGCGUUGUCACCUGUGAGCCCACGGUGUGCAAGCCCCCUCAGUGUGACUUCCAGAAGGGAGAAGUGCUCCAAAUAGCCUCCAACAAGUGCUGCCCCGAGUGUGCCUCCCGAGCCGAGGGAUUUUGCCAGCACGAAGGACAGAUCCACAGCCAUGGCACGCAGUGGGCCAGCUCAGGAUGUGUCCAGUGCUCCUGUGCCCACGGGAAGGUGAGCUGCGCCCCCAGGACCUGCCCUGCCCUCACCUGUGGAGCAGGGCAGCUGCAGGACACGCCCCCGGGGUCCUGCUGCCCCAAGUGCGUGGGUCGUGGCGAGCCUUGUUCCUUUGAUGGCCGCGUGUUCCAGGACGGGGAGGGCUGGCGCCAUGGCCGCUGCUCCAGAUGUGUCUGCAGGGAUGGCACCACUCAGUGCUCCACAGCUGCCUGCCAGCCCCUGCUGUGCAGCCAGGAUGAAGUUGUGGUUCUGCCUCCUGGAAAGUGCUGCCCAGAAUGUGCUCCAAAGCCGUGCUCCGUGUCGGGAAGAACGUUCCAGCAUGGGGAACAGUGGAAAAAAAACGCCUGCACCGCGUGUGCGUGUGACAGAGGGGAAGUGAGAUGUGUGAGGGAGACCUGUGGCCCUGUUACCUGUGAGAAGGGGCAGGGCAGAGCGCAGCGUGCCGGAAAGUGCUGCGAGGAGUGCGUGCCCUCCCGGGGGAGCUGCUUGCACGGUGGCACCCUCAGGUACCACGGGGACAUGUGGAACAGCAGCCGCUGCGACUUCUGCGUGUGCGAGGCCGGGCAGGUCACCUGCCGGGGGGCAGAGUGCGCCAAAGUGGAGUGUGCCAAGGGUGAAGAAUUAGUUCACUUGGAAGGGAAGUGCUGUCCUGAAUGUAUCUCCAGUCAUAGUUACUGUGUUUACAAGGAGCAUACCAAAGCUGACGGAGAGCUGUGGGAAGAAGGGCGGUGCAGGCUCUGCGAGUGCCGGGAAGGGGAGGUGACCUGCUUCCAGCGCUCCUGCCCGCCCUGCCCGCCGGGCAGCCUGGCUCAGGAGGUGAAAGGGGACUGCUGUCUGCGCUGCCAGCCAGGUGGGUGCCACCCGGACUGCGUGAGCUGCUCGCAGGCCCCCGAUCACUGUGACGCCUGCCAGGACUCGAGGAAGCGGCUGCAGAGCGGGCGCUGUGUGGAGACGUGCGAGCUGGGCUUCUACCCGCACGGGGGCACCUGCUUAGCCUGCAAUGAGACCUGCUCAGCCUGUACCAAUGGAUUUGAGUGCUCCUCGUGCCGGGCAUCCCUGCUGAUGAAGAAUGGGCAGUGUGUGCCUUCCUGUGGGAAGGGAUACUUCCAGGACCGGCUCCUCUGCACAGCUUGUCACGAGUCCUGUUCCUCGUGCUGGGGGCCUGCUGAGAGCAAUUGUCUGUCCUGCAAAGACGCAUCUCUCGUGCUGAAAGCGGGGCUCUGCCUGGCCAGCUGUGGCCAGGGGUUCUACCCAAAGGAGGGAAUCUGCACAGCUUGUGGCCACUUCUGUGAAAAGUGCUCCUCAGACCCAGCCGGGUGUGUGAGCUGUGCUGCAGGGAAGCUGCUACAUGAAGGGAAGUGCCUUUUGGAAUGCCCAGAUGGAUAUUUCCCAGGCAGCACUGGAAGAUGCAGAGCUUGCCACGCUUCGUGCUUCACGUGUGAGGGACCUCUGGCCACUCACUGCACCUCCUGCUCCUUCCCUCUGGCGUUACACCAGGGCCACUGCCUGCAGGGCUGUGGAGAGGGUUUUUACCAGCAUCACAAUGUCUGCAAGGGUUGCCACCCCUCGUGCCGUGCGUGCUCCGGCGCCGGGCCCGCUCGCUGCCUGCAGUGCCGGGCACCUGAGGACGUCCUGCAGCCUCACCUGCCCAGGGAAGGAGCUCUGCACGGCCUCUGCCUCUCCCACUGCCAAGCACGCUUCCAUGUGGAUAGCACAGGAGUCUGCAGAGAGUGCCACUCCUCCUGUGCAGGCUGCGUGGGGGAUUCUGCCCAGGACUGCACGGCCUGUGUGGCUCCCCAGGUGCUGCUGGAGGGCAGGUGCCUCCCUGCGUGCCCCGAGGGGCUGUUCGGCCGCGGGGGCCGCUGCUCCGCCUGUCACCCCUCCUGCAAGACAUGCCAGGGCCCUUCUGAUGGGGAGUGUUUAACCUGCCAUCCGCACACCGCUCUGGCUCGUGGGAAGUGCAGGACCAGCUGCAAGGAGGAGCAGUACCUCAACCUGGUGGGAUAUUGUGUGGACUGCCACCCCCUGUGCCGGCAGUGCGUGGCCGACCUGCGGGACACGGGCAGCGUGUGCCUGCAGUGCCAGAACUCCCGUCACUUGCUCCUGGGGGAUCGCUGCGUUCCCGACUGCCCGGCGGGACACUACGCCCAGAGCGGGGCCUGCAAACGGUGUCACCCCUCCUGUAAAACCUGCACCGCAGAGGGUCCUUCUGCCUGUUCUUCCUGCAACUCCAGCCUGGUCCUGUCCCACACGGGCACGUGUGUGCCGAGCUGUUCCCCGGGGUACUACAGGGACGACAGGCACACCUGCACACCCUGCAGCAGCCAGUGCUGGAGCUGCGACUCCGCUGCCGGCUGUACUUCGUGCAGAGAUCCAGCCAAGGUCCUGCUGUUUGGAGAGUGCCAGUACGAGAGCUGUGCUCAGCAGUAUUACCUGGAUUUUUCCAGCAAGACUUGCAGAGAGUGUGACUGGAGCUGUAACGCCUGCAAAGGCCCCCAGAGGACCGACUGCCUGCAGUGCAUGGAGGGCCACGUCCUCCACGAAGGAGCUUGUGUGGAACAGUGCCCUGCGGCUUUCUACCGGGAAUCAGACACGUGCCAGAGGUGUGCCCCACCCUGCCUCCAGUGCCACGGAGCAGCAGACGAGUGCAGCCUCUGCCAAGCCCCGUUCUUCCUCCUGGACACUCGCUGUGUUCCCAGGUGUGGGGAGGGAUACUAUGCAGACCACGCAAAGCAGAAGUGCACAGCUUGUCCUCCCGGGUGCCUGGAGUGUGACAGUGACAGCCUGUGCCACCUCUGCGACAGCAGCGCGUUUCUGAAGGACCACACUUGUGUUUCUGCCUGUGGCCAGGGUUUCUAUGGCAAUACACGCACCAGAGAGUGUGAAGAAGCCAGGGAACAUCCCUCGAGCAGCACCCUCACCGUCGGGAUCGGCGGGGUGACACCCCUGCACCUGUCGCUGCUGGGGGUGUGUGACGCAGGCGGUGGCACGGGCCAGCUCCUGUUCCACAUGGACAGCAUUCCCUCCAACGGCAGGCUGCUGAUGGUGGUGGCUGGGCAGGAGGUGCUGCUGAGCCAGGGAGACCACUUCAGCUGCAGGGACGUGCAGGAGAGGAGGGUCCGCUUCGUGCACAGCACAGACAGACCCAGGAAAGGAAAGUUUUCCUUGAAGGUCAGCGAUCAACAGUCCUUCUCCGUCCCUGUGGUGAUCAACAUUGAAGCAUUUUCAACACAGGCCCCGUCUGUGAUCAGAAACGAGCCCCUCCUCGUCGGCAGAGGGGAAAGCGGGACCAUAACAGAGCUGUUGCUCGGUGUGAGGGACAGUGACAAUCCUCAGGACGUUGUGCUGAUGGUCGUGGAGCCUCCUCGUCACGGGCAGCUGCUCAGAGCUCCGGGGGACUCGGCAUCUUCCGUGCACACAUUCCACCUGGCUGAGCUGGCGGGGGGCCGGCUGCGUUACGCUCACGAUGGCUCUGCCUCCCGGGAUGAUGCCGUGCUCCUGCAGGUGAACGAUGGGUUCCACUUCCAGAACAUCCUGUUCCACAUCAUGAUUGCUCCCCAGGGUGACAGGAGCCCUCGGCUGGUGACAAAUUCCCUGGUGUGGGUGCCCCAGGGUGGCAUGCUCCAGAUCUCCAAGACCAUCCUGCACGCCGAGCUCCCCGGUGCCCGGGACUCCGACAUCACCUACACCAUCACCAAGGACCAGCCCAGGCAUGGGGAAGUGGUGCUCCUGGGCCCGAUGCUGGCAGACGGCCCCGCGGACUCGUGGCAGCUUUUGCCUGAUGGAAGAGCAGCCUCCCCCACGACCUCUUUCACCCAGCAGGACAUCAGCGAUGGCAUUGUGUGGUACAGGCACUCCGGAGCUGAAGUAGAGAGCGACUCCUUCCAGUUCCAGGUGUCCAGCUCUGCCAGUCCACAAACCACCUUGGAAAGCCACGUGUUCAAUGUUGCUGUUCUGCCCCAGACACCCAGAGCACCUCAGCUUUCCCUGGGCUCCUCCUUGCACAUGGCUGUGCUGGAGGACCGUGUGACAGUGAUUGAGCCCCAUCACCUCUCCUUUGUAGACCCGGAGGUUCCCAGUGAGAAAAUCCUGUUCAACGUGACUGUCCCUCUCCUUCCUGGCCAAGGUAUCGUGGAGCACAGGGACAGGCCUCUGUCCCCCGUCAGGUAUUUCACCCAGGCAGAUAUAAACCAUGGCAAGAUCGCCUAUCGCCCGCCCACCGCAGCUCCUCACCUCAGGGAGAUCAUCGCCUUCUCCUUCGCAGGUCUCCCAGAGUCCGUGAACUUCCGAUUCACAGUGUCCGAUGGAGAACACACAACCCCAGAGAUGGUGUUUGUCAUUCACCUGCUCUCUGCAGAGCAGCAGCCUCCGGUCUUCCAGAUCGCGGCGCCGUUCCUGGAGGUCAGCCAGGGGGGCAGAGCCGCCAUUGGGAUCCAGUUGGCUGUGAGCGACACGGAUACAGCUCCCGAGGGUCUUUUCUUUGAGCUGGUGAAGCCUCCCCAUCAUGGCCUUGUGCUCAAGUACAGUGCAGGAGUGCAGGAGCUCAUGAGAGCAGGCGACACCUUCACCUACGAGGACGUCACUCGGAACGCUCUGCAGUACGUGCACGACGGCUCAGCAGCAGCAGAGGACAGCAUGGAAAUCUCUGUCACCGACGGCGUCACCACUGUCAGCACGGUGCUGAGGGUGGAAGUGUCCCUGCUGGAUACCGACGGCCCGCAGCUGGUGCCGGGCUGCUUGCUGGCCCUCGCCGUGGCCAGUAAAGGCUCCGUCACUCUCUCUCGGCUGCACCUCGCUUACACUGACAACAAUUCUCCCGACUCGGAGAUAAGAAUCCAGCUGAUCUCUCUGCCUGCAUAUGGAACCCUCUUACGGAUGUCAGGCUCCCACGAUGAAGAACUUUCCAAGGUUUAUAAUUUCACCAUGGAGGACAUCAACAGCCAGAGGAUCAGCUACUCCACCACGUUUGAGACCAGCAAUCAGCCCGUCACGGACAUCUUCCACUUCGCUGUUCUUGAUGCUGACAACAACCGACUGGACAGGCAGAUGUUCACCAUCACUAUCACACCUGCCCACACCCUGCCAUCUCUCAUUGCUUUUGCUGACCACAUCACUGUGGAUGAGGGGGGCAGGAUCCCACUGCUGGCUGGUCACCACUUAACUGCUGGUUAUGAUACUGCUGCCAAGGAAGACCUGAGGGUCACGGUGGUCACUCUGCCUAUGUACGGCUACAUCCAAAACACCAAGACAGGUGAGAGUUUUGGCCCACAGAGCGAGUCUGCUGGGACCACAGACGCAUCCUUUUCCCUUCAAGAUGUUCUGGAGAACAGCAUUUACUACUUCCAGAGUGUCCAUGAAAGCAUUGAGCCCACGAGUGAUGUUUUCAGCUUUUAUGUGAGCGAUGGCUUCAGCCAGUCUGAGGUGCAGAGCAUCAACAUCACAAUCCAGAGACAGAAUGAUGAGCCCCCCAAGAUGGUGCUGAAGCCUGUCCGAGUGCAGGGGAGUUCAAGAGUGGUUGUCACCAAUGCCUCCCUCAACCUGCAGGACUUGGACACCCAGAACAGUGAGCUGGUCAUCGUGGUGAGCAAAAGUCCUGAGCAUGGUCACCUCCGCAGGAGACAGAGCACGGCGGAGCCCCCGGAGCGUGGGCAUGUGCUGUCCAGGGGCUCUUCCUUCACCUACCAGGACAUUCUGGAUGAGCUGAUCGUUUAUACCCGGAGCGGUGCAGCAGCACACACAGACGAGUUUGGCUUCUCCGUCACGGAUGGGCUCUACACACAGGCGGGGAAGCUGGAGUUCUCCCUGGAGCUGCCCAAGAAGCAGCCACCCACAUUAGCUGUCAACAGGGACCUGCAGCUCCCAGCUGGCUCUGCAGCUCCUCUCACAGCUCAGCACUUGAAAGCAGCAGCUGGUUAUUCAGGGGACUCGCCACUUAGAUUUGUCCUGAGGAGUGAUCCCAGCAGGGGCCAUCUGCAGCUGAGCAAGACUGAUAACCCAAUCCAGAUCUCCGCCAAAGGACCCGUCAAAAGUUUCACCCAGGCUGAUAUAAACCAAGGGCAAGUGGUUUACAGCCACAAGAAAGGGGAUCCCGGCGGAAAUUUCCCCUUCACCUUUGACGUGAUCGAUGCAGACGGCAACGAACUGACGGACCAGGUUUUCCAUAUCCGGGUGUUAGAGGACAGAUUUCCCCCCUCCAUCAUCACUAACAAAGGGCUGGUGUUGGACGAGAACUCAGCAAAGACAAUCACAACCCUCCAGCUCUCGGCCACUGACCAGGACAGUGAACCCACCCAGCUCCUGUACAAGGUCACUCGGCAGCCACAGCUGGGGCACCUGGAGCACGUGGCCUCCCCAGGGAUGAGAAUUAAUUCCUUCAGCCAGGCAGACUUGGCCUCUCGCAGCAUCCAGUACAUCCACACCAGUGACAUGGAAAAGCACAUGGAUGCCUUCACCUUUUCUGUGUCUGAUGGGAUGAAUGAGGUGAGCCAGACAUUUGACAUCACCAUAAACCCCGUGGAUGACUCCUUACCCAUAGUGCAAAGCCUCGGGAUGACAGUUCAGGAAGGAGUGAGAAAAACCAUCACCGAGUUUGAGCUUAAAGCAACAGAUGCUGACACAGAGGUGGAGUCGGUCACGUUCACAGUGGUGCAGCCGCCCCGGCACGGGCUGAUCGAGCGCAGCAGCACCAGCGGGCAGCGCCACCAGCAGGCCACCACCUUCACCAUGGGGGACAUCUACCAGAACCGCAUCAGCUACAGCCACGACGGCAGCAACUCCCUCAGGGACCGCUUCACCUUCACCGUGUCCGACGGCACCAACCCCUUCUUCCUGGUGGAGGACGGGGGGAAGAAGGUCGUGACAGCAGCACCGCAGCACUUCCAAGUGGACAUUCUCCCUGUGGAUGACGGGACACCCAAGGUGGUCACCAACCUGGGUUUGCAGUGGCUGGAGCACAGGGAUGGCAAGGCAACCAACCUCAUCACUAAGAAGGAAUUACUGGUGACAGAUCCUGACACAGAUGACAAACAGCUGAUCUACGAGAUAACAGCUGGUCCCAGAAAUGGUCAUGUGGAGCACAAGCUGAAGCCAGGGACAGCUGUGACCACCUUCACACAGGAGGAGGUGAACCAGGGCCUCAUUUGGUACGUGAUGCAUGAGGAGAAGGCUCAGGAGACCUCGGACAGCUUUCAGUUCCUAGUGAAGGACAGCAAACCCAACGUGGUCAGUGGCAAUGUCUUCCACAUUCAGUGGUCUCUCCUCAGCUUUACACACACCAGCUACAAGGUCAGAGAGAGCUCCGGCUCCGUGAGCGUCACCGUGAGGCGGGUGGGGAACCUCAACCAGUACGCCAUUGUCCUGUGCCGCACCGAGCAGGGAACAGCCACCGGCGGCUCCGGAUCACAGCCGGGACAGCAGGACUACGUGGAGUAUGCGGGGCAGGUCCAGUUUGAGGAGCGGGAGGACACCAAGGCCUGCACCGUCGUUAUCAAUGACGAUGACAUCUUUGAGGGCACGGAGAGCUUUUCUGUGGAGCUCAGCAUGCCGGCCUAUGCUCUGCUGGGGAAUGUCACCCGGGCCACCGUCACCAUCGCCGACCCCGAGGACGAGCCCACGCUGCAGUUCGACAGGAGGACAUUCCACGUCAGCGAGAGCACUGGGUUCCUCUCAGCUCCUGUUGAGAGGAAAGGGGAUACCAGCAGCACCGUGUCUGCCAUCUGCUACACCGUCCCCAAGUCCGCCACGGGAAGCAGCCUUUAUAUGCUGGAAUCCGGCUCUGACUUCAAGUCCCGGGGGAUGGCGGAUGAGAACCGGAUCGUUUUUGGGCCGGGUGUGACCGUGGUGACCUGUGACGUGAUGCUGAUCGAUGACAGUGAAUACGAAGAGGAAGAGGAGUUCGAGAUCGUACUGGCCGAUGCCUCAGACAACGCCCGUGUCGGCAGCCGGGCUUCAGCCACCGUCUUCAUCACUGGUCCCAACGAUGCCUCCACGGUGUUCCUGGGCAACGCCACCUUCACCGUCAGCGAGGCUGCAGGAAACAUUGAGAUUCCAGUCCUCCGCCAGGGACCUGAUCUCUCAACCCCCACCUCUGUGUGGUGUGCCACUCGGACAUCAGACCCUCCAUCUGCCAGCCCGGGAGUUGAUUAUGUCCCCAGCUCCAGGAAAAUAGAGUUCAGGCCAGGCAAGACCGAAGAGUUCUGCCCCCUGACAAUCCUGGACGACGCACAGUACCCAGUGAUAGAAGGGCUGGAGACAUUUGUUGUUUAUCUCAGCUCACCCCACGGAGCCGAGCUGGCAAAGCCGUUCCAAGCCAUCGUGGCCAUCAGUGACAUCUUCCAAGAUGUGCCCAGCAUGCAGUUCAUCAAGGACACCUACACGGUGAAGGAAAAGCAGGGGACUCUGCACAUUCCCAUAUUCCGCACCGGGGACCUGAGCUAUGAGUCCUCUGUCAGGUGCUACACCCGGAGCCAGACAGCGCAGGUCAUGGAGGAUUUCAUGGAGAGGAGGAACGCGGAGGAGUCUCGCAUCACUUUCUUGAAAGGGGAGAAGGUGAAGAACUGCAGUGUUUAUGUCAGUGACGAUUCUGCCUUUGAACCAGAAGAGCAGUUCCAGGUUUAUCUCGGCAGCCCCCUUGGAAACCAUUGGAGCGGAGCUAGGAUUGGGAAGGUGGACAUGACAACCAUAACUGUCACCAAUGAUGAAGAUGCCCCCACCAUCGAGUUCGAAGAAGCCGCGUACCAAGUGCGGGAGCCGCCGGGCCCGGAGGGUGUAGCCGUGCUGAACAUCAGGGUGGUCCGGAGAGGGGACCAGAACAGGACCUCCAAAGUGCGCUGCAGCACCCGGGACGGCUCCGCCCAGGCCGGCGUGGAUUACUAUCCCAAGAGUCGAAUGCUCAAGUUCAGCCCAGGUGUGAGCCACAUCGUCUUUAAGGUGGAGAUCAUGUCCAAUGAAGACCGGGAAUGGCACGAGUCCUUUUCUGUGGUGCUGGGCCCAGAUGAUCCGGUGGAAGCAGUUCUUGGAGACACCAGCACUGCAACAGUGACUAUUUUGGAUCAGGAGGCAGCAGGGAGCCUGAUUCUCCCAGCACCUCCAGUGGUUGUCACCCUGGCUGACUACGACCGGGUGGAAGAAGUGACCAAGGAGGGUGCUAAGAAAUCCCCUUCCCCGGGUUACCCCCUCAUCUGUGUCACCCCCUGUGACCCUCACUUCCCCAAGUACACCGUCAUGAGGGAGCGCUGCGGCGAGGCCGGGAUCAACCAGUCUUCGAUACAGUUCAGCUGGGAAGUGGCAGCUCCCACGGAUGGGAACGGAGCCAGGUCGCCUUUCGAGACCAUCACUGACAACACCCCCUUCACCAGUGUGAACCACAAGGUGCUGGACAGCAUUUACUUCAGCAGGCGGUUCCACGUGCGCUGUGUGGCCAAGGCUGUGGACAAGGCUGGCCACGUGGGGACCCCCCUGAGGAGCAACGUGGUGAUCAUAGGCACAGACAGUGCCAUUUGUCACACUCCUGUGGUGGCAGGGACGGCCAGAGGGUUCCAGGCACAGUCAUUCGUUGCCACGCUCAAGUACCUGGAUGUCAAGCACAAGGAGCAUCCCAACAGGAUCCACAUCUCGGUGCAGAUCCCCCACCAGGAUGGGAUGCUGCCCCUCAUCUCCACCCUCCCGCUGCACAACCUGCAUUUCCUUCUCUCCGAGUCCAUCUACAGGCACCAGCACGUCUGCUCCAACCUGGUCACUGUCAGAGACCUCAGAGGCAUCUCAGAGGCAGGGUUCCUGGACGAAGUGACCCACGACAGCUUCAUCCUGGGCCCGGGCUAUGACCGCCCUUACCAGCUGGACCCCGCGGUGAGGGAGCCCAAGACGAUCCAGCUCUACCAGCACCUCAACCUCAAGAGCUGCAUUUGGACCUUUGAUGCUUAUUACGACAUGACUGAACUAAUUGAUGUCUGCGGAGGCUCAGUCACCGCUGACUUCCAGGUGCGGGACUCUGCUCAGUCCUUCCUGACAGUCCACGUCCCUCUCUAUGUGUCCUAUAUCUACGUGACGGCACCGAGAGGUUGGGCUUCCCUGGAGCAUCACACAGAGAUGGAGUUCUCCUUCUUCUACGACACUGUUCUCUGGAGGACAGGGAUCCAGACGGACAGCGUGCUCUCGGCCCGGCUGCAGAUCAUCAGGAUCUAUAUCCGCGAGGAUGGCCGGCUGGUUAUCGAGUUCAAGACACAGGCCAAGUUCAGAGGGCUUUUUGUCAUGGAGCAUCACAGCCUGCCAGAUGUCAGGUCUUUUUUAAUGACUCCAGAGCACCUGGGAGGGAUCGAAUUUGACCUGCAGCUGCUGUGGAGCGCUCAGACUUUUGACUCCCCCUACCAGCUCUGGAGAGCAACCAGCUCUUACAACAGGAAGGACUACUCCGGAGAGUACACCAUCUUCUUAAUCCCCUGCACUGUGCAGCCCACGCAGCCAUGGGCAGAGCCUGGAGACAAGCCCCUGCCCUGCACUGCUCACGCUCCGGAGCGAUUUUUGAUCCCCAUCGCCUUCCAGCAGACAAACCGCCCAGUUCCCGUUGUCUACUCCCUAAACACAGAGUUCCAGCUCUGUAACAACGAGAAGGUGUUUCUGAUGGACCCCACCAAAUCCGAAAUGUCCCUGGCAGAAAUGGAUUACAAAGGGGCUUUUUCCAAGGGACAAGUCCUGUAUGGCCGCGUGCUCUGGCACCCGGAACAAAACCUCAACGCCGCGUACAAGCUGCAGCUGGAAAAAGUCUACCUGUGCACGGGCAAGGAUGGCUACGUGCCUUUCUUCGACCCCACAGGCACCGUCUAUAACGAGGGGCCCCAGUAUGGCUGCAUCCAACCCAACAAGUACCUGAAACACCGAUUCCUCCUCUUGGACCGAAAUCAACCUGAAGUGACAGAUAAGUACUUCCACGAUGUGCCUUUUGAUGCUCACUUUGCCUCUGAGCUGUCCGAGUUCCACUCGGUAAGCAGCAUGCCUGGAGUCGAUGGAUUUACUCUCAAGGUGGAUGCUCUCUACAAGGUGGAAGCUGGACACCAGUGGUACCUUCAGGUGAUCUAUGUGAUCGGCCCGGAGAGCACGGCAGGGCCCCGUGUCCAGCGGUCCCUCACUCGCCGCUGGCAGCGCGGCCGCAGGGACUUGGCUGAGGGCACCGGCAGGACGGUGCUGGACGACUCCUUGGUCUACGACAAUGAGGGCGACCAGGUCAAGAACGGCACCAACAUGAAGUCGCUGCUCUUGGAGAGGGAGGAAGCCGCUGUCGCAGCCUCCUUGUCUCAAACGGGCGCUUCCCUGGGGAGCGCCUUCGCCGCCCUCACCCUGCUGCUACUGGUGCUGUCCGGGAUCUGCCUCCUUGCCAGGAAGUGUCGGAAGGUGCGAAGGAAGCGGGAGGCUGCCAGGGCUGCCCCUGAGGAGCACACCUUGAACACCAAGGUGGAGCUGCCUAGGGGCGUCCCAAGGGCCACGGGCAGCCGGUGCUGUACUGUGAGGAAUGUUCAUCCUUUGAGGGAAAAUGGCAGCCUCUGCCAAGGGAAGGGCGGGAAGGUGAAGCAGGUGAACUUGGAAGUCAAAGUCCACAGCAAUUUGCAUGACGGCACAGAAGUGUAACGGAGCACACACUUUGGGAAAAGCUUUUUAUAAACUGUAGAACAAGCAUAACCCAAAACAGAAAACCCAAAUAAAGUCACACUGGUAUUUUUAUACACUGGGAGGAGGAGGAGGAGGAGGAGUAGCUGCCACUCCCCUCUGCUCCUUGUGCAGCAGCCUUGCCGCACGGCACUGCUGGCCUUUUCCAUUCAUGGUGCUCAAAGCUGCAGCUCUGCACUACCCCGACAGUGCCCAGGGCAUCCAGCACCUCCCACCGUGUCCCUGGGCAAGGGGCCCAGCCCUGGGACCAGGCAGCAUGGGGACACCAUCCCCACCCU